AUGGAUGUUUUUCUGAUAAGGAAAGUGGAAUUACCACAGCUUCCAAACAGCAGCCAGGCCAGUGAAAAAGGAGAGGUUACUUCUACAAAGUGGCCAACAUCUAAUUCUGAUGCACUGAAAGGAAUUUCUGGUGGAUCGAAGCAAAUAUGUUCUGAAACUGCAGUUUCUGAAGCUCUCCCCAAGCAUCUCUCUCUUAAAUCUUCACUGUCUGAUGGAGAAUAUUCUACUGUUCCUAUACAUGCUGAACAAGGAUCUCAACACGUUCAAUCUGCUAGUCCUGUAAGCAAUAUAGCAUGGGUGGCUACCAGUGAAAUCAAGCCAUCAAAUACACUAUCAAGUAAAACUUAUGAUUCUGGACAAGUUGAUGAGUUCAAAAGGGAGGCAGCAACAUCAUCAUCUGAUGUCCUGGAAAGAGCCCGAGCUGCACUUGCCUCUGCUGAACGUGCAACUGCAGCAGCCCGUGCCGCUGCUGAACUGGGGAAUGUUAAAUUUGGUUCACUGAAGCUCGAAGGAAAGUCAACAUAA
Messenger RNA from Carica papaya (papaya), 525 nucleotides. Lineage: Eukaryota; Viridiplantae; Streptophyta; Magnoliopsida; Brassicales; Caricaceae. The record is from RefSeq and is a predicted model, not a curated record.